CACUGGUUUCUCCUGAGGCCUCUCCUUGGCCUGCAGAUGCCACCGGAUCUUCAUGGGGCCUUUUUUCUUAUGACCUCAUUUAACCUUACUUACCUCUUUAAAGUUCCUAUCUCCAAAUACAGUCACAUUCUAAGGUACUAGCCCUAAGGGGUUAGGACUACAACAUAGGAAUUUGGGGGGCACACAAUUCAGCCCAUAACAGGCCCUGAGGUAGCAAUGGGCUUGGCAGGUUCAAGGCGAGGGCAGGGUGACAGGGCUUCAAGUUGGGGUGCGGUGAGGGAUAUGCUUUUAGGGUAGCAGGAAGCCCCUGGAGGCCCGUGUGCCUCUGUGGGCCUCAUGGCUAAUCUGCGGGUGGUUUAUGUGUGAUUGUGCGUCUCUGGAGGACAGAGGAAAGGGCGAAAUCAUGGCUUGGGUCUAUGUCAUGGCUGUCUUGGGGCCACAGAGUAGCCCAUGCAUACAUAGUCUGGGAAGCAAGAACCACCCAUUUCCCUCCCCACCUGAGCUCCCUUUCCUUCUCUUCUCUCCAAGAAUUAAAGGCUGGUGGGUGUCUCACCACUAUGUGUCCACGUUCCUCUCUGGAGUGAUGCUGACCUGGCCCAACGGACUAAUUUAUCAGAAGUUUCGUAAUCAGUUUUUAGCGUUUUCCAUUUUUCAGAGCUGUGUCCAGUUCCUGCAAUAUUAUUACCAGAGGGGCUGCCUCUACAGACUUCGUGCCCUGGGGGAGAGGAAUCAUCUGGACCUCACCGUGGAAGGAUUCCAGUCCUGGAUGUGGCGGGGCCUCACCUUCCUCCUGCCUUUCCUGUUCUGUGGUCAUUUCUGGCAGCUCUACAAUGCCGUCACGUUGUUUGAGUUCUCCAGCCACGAGGAAUGCAGAGAAUGGCAG
Molecule: messenger RNA, 883 nt
Organism: Leptonychotes weddellii (Weddell seal)
Lineage: Eukaryota; Metazoa; Chordata; Mammalia; Carnivora; Phocidae
Source: RefSeq, a predicted model, not a curated record